UUCUUCUCACGCGCUUCAAACGGUGCAGCAGUAAUUUUUUACCACAGCUAGCGUCGGUCUUGUCAUUGAAUAGUUUUAGGGAAUUCAAGUCAAAAAUGACUGAAAAGAAAAGAAUCUGUAUAGUUGGAUCUGGAAAUUGGGGGUCAGCUAUUGCUAAAGUGGUAGGAAACAAUGUACAAAAGUUGGAUGAUUUUGAGACAGAGAUUAAGAUGUGGGUGUUUGAGGAGGAUGUUAAUGGUAGAAAACUUACAGAAAUCAUUAACACAGAUCAUGAAAAUGUUAAAUACCUGCCAGGACAUAAAAUACCAACAAAUGUGAUAGCUGUUCCAGAUCUUGUUGAGUCAGCAAAAGAUGCAGAUAUUUUCAUAUUUGUGAUACCACAUCAGUUCUUGCCAAGAGUUUGUUCACAACUAAAGGGAACAAUUAAAAAAUCAGCCUUAGGUGUUUCAUUAAUUAAGGGAUUUUCAAUGAAAGAAGGUGGUGGAAUUGCUCUUAUAUCAGAAGAAGUAGUAAAUACAUUAGAGAUACCCUGUGCUGUAUUAAUGGGUGCCAAUAUUGCAAAUGAAGUUGCGUCAGAAAAUUAUUGUGAAGCCACAAUAGGUAUUAAAGAUAAGUCUCAGGGAUUAUUAUUGAAGAAAAUGUUUCAAGCAGAUUAUUUCCGUAUAGUUGUCUGUGAAGAUGAGGAUACUGUAGAACUUUGUGGAGCAUUAAAGAACAUAGUAGCAACAGGAGCAGGUUUUGCUGACGGUUUAGGGUAUGGUGAUAACACAAAGGCAGCUGUGAUUCGUCUAGGUCUUAUGGAAAUGGUGAAAUUCUGUGAAGCUUUCUGGCAUGGAUCCACACAGAGUACAUUUUUAGAGAGUUGUGGUGUAGCUGAUUUAGUAACUACUUGUUAUGCAGGCAGAAAUAGGAGAGUAGCAGCUGCUUUUGUUAAAGCAGGAAAGACAAUCGAGCAGUUAGAACAAGAGAUGCUCAAUGGACAGAAAUUACAAGGUCCACCUACAGCAGAGGAGGUUAACUUUAUGUUAAAGAGCAAAAAUAUGGAAGAUAAAUUCCCAAUGUUUACUGCCGUUCAUAAAAUAUGCAAGGGUGACUUGCCAGUAGAGGAAUUUAUCAACUGUUUAAAGAACCAUCCAGAGCAUAUGUAAAAACAGCAAACAGAAACACACACUUUCUUAUAGUUAAAUUUAUAUAAUUGUUGUUCUGUUAUUAGACAACCAGUUUUUUAGCAAUUGAUUUUAUGAUGAUUUUAUUUAUAUUUAGUAGUCAAGAGAUGUAUUAUGUUAAAGAGUUUAGUAAAUGUAGCCCUGAAUACCUGAAGUUAUGCUAGUCUGUAUCAUUUUUAUUUGAAUUGUAGUUCUUGCUCUUUUCAGUAGUAUUACAUAAGUUCUUAAAAUGUUUGUCACUUUUACACAAAACAUUAAAGGUCAUAGUGCACAUUUUUGUUAAGAAUGAAAAACACUUGUCUUAAGUGUUGUGAGUAUUUUGUUCAUAUCACUGUGAACUGAUCAUACAAUCUUAAUGGAUGUGUGGGACCACUGUGCCUUAACCCAUACCACGCCAACUAUCUAAAAAGUACUUGUUUAUCUUUUAAUCUGGGCAAAACCAUUUGUUUGUUUUUAGUGGAAAAUUUCAAGAUAUGUAUACUGAAUGAAUAGUGAACAAUGCAUACCUUGAUUAGACAAACAAUCUUUGUCUGCACUAGUUGCAUGGGUAGAAUCAGUUGCUGCUACCAGGCUAAAAGUUGGUGUAUAAAAAGAUGUUUUUGAUAUGCAAUUCUAUACAUUCUUCAUUGCAAACUGACAAAAGUCUUAUGUUUUAAAGUUAUAUUUAUCAUGUAUCAUUCAUAUAUAUACAUGUAUAGAUAAAUCAAAUUUGAUAUAAGCGCAUAUUUUACGUUUAAACUUUCAGAAAUAUUGCUAUAUAGAAUGGGCCACGUUUUGCUUAAGUUUCUAAUUUUUUAUUAAGCAAUAUAUGUUUGUGCUCAGGGAAUUAAACAAGAACCACAGUCAUAUGCGUCUGGUUCUUAUCAUCUUAUCGUGAAUUCUACUGAAAUUGUUAUUAUAACAACUUU
Molecule: messenger RNA, 2074 nt
Organism: Ruditapes philippinarum (Manila clam)
Lineage: Eukaryota; Metazoa; Mollusca; Bivalvia; Venerida; Veneridae
Product: glycerol-3-phosphate dehydrogenase [NAD(+)], cytoplasmic-like
Exons: 9
Coding region: 96-1148 (350 amino acids)
Biological process (GO): carbohydrate metabolic process; glycerol-3-phosphate catabolic process
Cellular component (GO): glycerol-3-phosphate dehydrogenase (FAD) complex; cytosol
Molecular function (GO): NAD binding; glycerol-3-phosphate dehydrogenase [NAD(P)+] activity; protein homodimerization activity
Source: RefSeq, a predicted model, not a curated record